Messenger RNA from Cyprinus carpio (common carp), 5240 nucleotides. Its product is annotated as FYVE, RhoGEF and PH domain-containing protein 4. The record is from RefSeq and is a predicted model, not a curated record. Gene Ontology annotation, biological process: cytoskeleton organization; filopodium assembly. Gene Ontology annotation, cellular component: cytoplasm. Gene Ontology annotation, molecular function: metal ion binding; guanyl-nucleotide exchange factor activity. Lineage: Eukaryota; Metazoa; Chordata; Actinopteri; Cypriniformes; Cyprinidae.
AGUGGCGUUUCCCUGCCAUAUGCCGUCCCUCCUCUGGAAUGUGAUUAUCCUCAGUGGAGAGAAAAACAGAGGCUGAGCGGAAAACACAGUGUGCGGGGGAAGCAAGCGAGGGGGAAUAGAAGGAGGAGGAGGAGCAGUAAAGCAAGUGUAGAGACAGAGAGAGAGAGAGAGAGAGAGGAAGGAUGGAGGAUGCAGAGUGUGUGGCGGCACGGCUAGAGAGGGAAGGGUUCAUGAGAGGGCUGUUCAGUCUGGCAUGAUUCUCUGGAUAAGGACGACGGAACUGAACUGAAGUGGAAAUCUCACACACACAUACACACACACACACACAGCUGCUGUCUCCAAUCCGACGAAGACUCAGUCACAGCAAUGAGCAAUCCUGAGGUGUAUCAGCCACAUUAAUGUGAACGCAGACACAGAUGCAGAAACAGAUGGAUGUGGAAACCGGUCCGGGUGCUUCAUGGUAGCAGAUAAAGCUGGCAACGCCAGCUGCUUUCCCUCCAAACAAUCUGAGGAAGAGGAGCCUUGUGUUGGGGUGAAGAUCGCUCAGAACAAAGCUGUUGGAAGCCACAGUCCUGAUGAGCAAGGUCGUCGCACUGAGAAGUUGAGUCGUGGAUGCAGAUUCAGCAAUAAGAGCCUUACUGGAGUAAAUGGAAGAGUUUCAGGUCGACGGCCACCACUGCAUCCCAAACCACAAGUGCCUCCUAAGCCAGCACACCUUCAGAGUCCGGUGACGGAAGUCUCCUUUCCCCCUGCUGCUGGAACGUCACCCAUCAGUCUCAACAUGGAUGGAGGAGGAGUAGGAGGAGCAAUAGGAAAGGGCCUAGUGUCCAACCUCAUCAGUCGCUUUGAGGAGAGCAGUCACACAGACAUUCGGAGGGAGGGUGCUCCUCUGAAGCAGGUCAGCAGAACUCCUAACUGCAGCCCGGCUCACAAAAACUACCAGAGACAGACGGAGCAGCCCACAGACCCCGGCUCUCCUGUGAACAGUCCACGCCAUGCUCUCAAACCCCCCAAUGGGUUUCUAGCCCAACAGAAAAGAGAACAGGACAGGAAUCGGGACAUGGACAGAAUUACGCAUGACACGGUUCCGGUCGUGAAGACAGACAGGCAGGGACUGGUGAACGGAGAUGCCGGUGAUGUGGCUAAGAGGGAAAUUAUAGACGAGGACUGUGUAGAUCCACCUCACACUCACAUAGAAUGGGCAGAAGAGGAGGAGAGGAAAGCGCCGGAGCAGCAUGACGUUGUGAUGAACAGCAUCCCAGAGCAGAAGGAAACUAACGAGCAGAAGCUCUACAAGAUAGCAAAUGAACUUCUGCAGACAGAGAAGGCUUAUGUUGCACGACUCAACUUAUUAGAUAAGGUGUUUUAUUCCAAGCUCUUAGAAGAAGCAAGAAAAGAAACGUUCCCCAUGGAUGUGGUGAAAAACAUCUUUUCCAACAUCUCUUCCAUUAAUACCUUCCACAGCCAGUUCCUUCUGCCUGACCUGGAAAAACGCAUGGGAGAAUGGACGUCGACACCUCGCAUUGGGGACAUCCUACAGAAACUCACUCCCUUUCUGAAGAUGUAUGCUGAAUAUGUGAAGAACUUUGAUCAUGCCAUGGAUCUGCUGAAGCAAUGGCUGGACCGAUCGCCUCCAUUUAAAGCCAUCAUUCUGGAAAUCCAGAGUCAAGAAGUGUGUGGAAGUCUGUCGCUGCAGCACCACAUGUUGGAGCCCGUUCAGAGAGUGCCACGAUACGAGAUGCUGCUCAAAGACUAUCUGAAGAAACUUCCUCACGAUCACGUAGACCGGCGGGACGCUGAAAAGUCUUUAGAGAUCAUUGCCACGGCUGCCACUCAUUCCAACACUGCCAUUAGGAAAACAGAAAACCUUAAGAAAUUGCUGGAGAUUUAUGAGAUGCUCGGGGAGGAAGAGGACAUCGUGAACCCUUCAAAUGAGUUAAUAAAAGAGGGUCAUAUUCUGAAGCUGGCAGCAAGAAACACUUCAGCCAUGGACCGAUAUCUCUUCCUAUUCAACAACAUGCUACUGUACUGCGUUCCAAAGUUCAGCUUGGUGGGACAGAAGUUUACAGUUCGCACACGUAUCGGCAUUGAUGGCAUGAAGGUGACGGGGACGUACAAUGAUGAUUAUCCUCACACCUUUCAGGUUUCUGGAAAGGAACGGACACUGGAGCUGCAGGCCAGCUCUGAACAGGAUAAAGAAAGCUGGAUAAAGGCGUUCCAGGAAACGAUACACAUCUAUCUCCAGAAAAAUGAGACCUUCAAGUCAGCAUUCAAAGAUCCCGAGGAAAUACCGGAUCUCAAGAUAUCAGAACUGGGUAAAAGAGCUCCUCGCUGGAUUCGAGACAAUGAGGUGACCAUGUGCAUGAGGUGCAAAGAGGCCUUUAAUGCCUUGACGCGCAGGAGACAUCACUGUCGGGCCUGUGGAUACGUGGUCUGUGGGAAGUGCUCAGACUACAAAGCCCCUCUGGAAUAUGAUGGGAAUAGGAUAAACAAGGUGUGCAAAGACUGUAACUCCAUCCUGACAGGCCACAUAGACAGUGAGGAGAGGGAGGGCAAGAAGAAGGGAAUUCUAGAGAUUGAAGCUGCUCAGUUCUCGGGCAACAGUAUCAUGUGUGGCUUCCUGCAGUACUGCGAGAAGAACAAGCCUUGGCAGAAAGUCUGGUGUGUCAUUCCUCAAAAAGAAGCUCUAGUACUCUACUUGUACGGAGCACCUCAGGAUGUCAAGGCACAGUCCACGAUUCCUCUGCUCGGCUACCAGGUGGAGGACGGCCCAAGAGCCACCGACCCUCCCGCAAGCUUCAGACUAUCUCAGUCUAAAUCAGCCCACAGCUUUGCAGCAGAGAGCGAGGAUCUGAAACAGCGCUGGCUCAAAGUGAUCCGUAUGGCGGUGACGGGAGAGGUACCAGAAUCGCCUGAAGAAAACCAUUCUACGGAAAUCACCCAAGAGCCCAGCUCUGAUGGUGUCUGAGCAAACUCUUGUUGAAGAUUUUAGUACUGACGUGACGGUGCUGUCGGUAGAAAAAAGUGUUGACGUUCCCGUUUCCAAAAGUUCCAUUUGGAUUUGAACACAUCCAGAAUAUGGGGCUUUAAAGCAUAUGGAUAUCAGCUUGACCCCUACCUGACAGAUUUGAAGUUCACAAAGGAUGCAAACAUACGGGGCACAUGUGAAGUGUACAUGGAGGAACUAAGACAUGCUAUUCAUCAUCACACUAUACUGACGCAGCAGUUUUAAGCCUAAAAAAAAUGUACAAUUCAGAAUAUUUACAUGUUGUAUGUAUAGCAUAUUGUGGCAGAAAUCCAGACGUGUUGACACCAUUGUAAAAAACAAUAUAUAUAUAUUAUUUGUAAAUGCAGGACUUGAGCGCGUUUCAAAAGACAAGAUUGCAAUUUACUGCAAAUAUAUACAGUAUAUUGCAUUCAGAUGCAAAAUGCUCUGCAUGCAAUAGAAACUGCUUCAUUAUGGCCAGCAGACAUGUAGUGUUGUCAUCAGAGUUGAUCUUAGGUUGGGUUGCAGCGGUAUCAUAGUACUGAAAUUGACAAUUUGCUUAUCUAAGGUGAGGCUGAAUAAAGCUUCAUGUUUCCAUUUAAAACAACUUGUUGAAAUGUUAGCUCUCAUUUAAUUGCCCAAUCAGUGUUUUAACCACGAAAAGAUGGCAAUGAAACAGCUUGUGAAUAACACGUGACAUAACGUUAUAUUUACCUUGGGAAAGCGUGAGAGUUAGCCAGAAGAAAGGACUUUAACCUGUUAAAAAUGUUUUAAUGGAAAUUACCUUAUGUGCAAUUUGAAUGUUUUUAGUGAAAACUGUUUUGUUUGAGCGAGAAGCCUACUAAAUUCAGUAGUUUGGUCUGUGUCCUUUAUAACUAUUUAAUAUUAGUAAAGUUUCAGUUGAGAGGGGUUUGUUUAGUUUACAACAUUAGUUUUAGAAAAACUGACGUGUAGCUUAAAUAAAUUGGAUAUAAAUACAAAAUCAAAUAUGCAAUACAGUAUAACUUGCUGUAAAGCCGUGACACUGUUAUCAUACCGUUGCAACCCUCAAGCCUAACCGAGGAUGCAGAUCUAACAUGUCGCUUACGUGGUAACAUAAUCAAGUGCGCUUCAGCGUCACCUUCUGGUUUGCAGUGCCUCAGCACAACAGAUAUUAAAAGUCUGCUGUACCUGGAUUAGUUCCCAAAACAAAACGACAGCAGUCUCUAGAUAAUGUGAAUAAUGUUCACUCUCCAUAAGCUGUUUCACUUUUUCUCAUUGAAAAGCACAUUUGAAUCAAACAUGAACUAAAUUGUGGCUUUGGUGUCAGUAGCUCAGCAGACUUUAUCAGAUGGACAGUGUGGUUUAUCAGCUCUCUAAUCAUGGUAAUAGAUUCAGUAUUUAGUGAAAUAACUGGUUGUAAAUCAAAUCUGUGUUACAGUUUCUGUAAUGGAUCUUUUGUGUGUAGACAGUUUUUGCUCUGUAUAUCUACUGUGGGCAGCACGAUCACACUCAGUAGAUCCGCUGGAGCAGGGACACAUGUACAUGUUCUUUAAAUACUGUAUAAUUGUAUUAUUUAAAAAUAAUUUAUAGCGGAAAUGCAUGAUUUUACAUAGCACAAAAUUACAUUUUCAGUCUAGAUCGGACCAUUUAUUCAUCGCUUUGUAUUUAAGAAAUAAGCUUUCAUUUACACUUACUUCUGCGUAUUCUUAGCAUUACUGGAAAUGAAUUUGUUUUCACUUUUAUCACAUCAACGUUGUGAGUUACAGGCCUUCUUUCACACUCAUUAAUCUUAAGCCGAAGAAACCACUAUUUGGUUUGAUGUUUCUGAGAAACUAUCAUGUGGUAACAAACAAUUCAAAAACAACUUGACCUUGAAACAUAUCACAGCUGUGAAUUGUAGUCAUAUUUUUGUCUUUGUCAACCAGUUGUUGAUGUCACAGUCCAUAUUUUCUGAAUGGGACGUGCCGAUGAUAUUUGCAGUCACGCACACAUUUUUAAAGGCAAACUAUGGAAGCAACUAUGUUGGUAUAUUAAAUGUGAGUGUCUAUUAAAACAUGGAUGUGUGCUCAUUGUUGCCAUUUGAAACAAUUCUUACCAUGCGAUCUGAAUGUAGUCUGCUGGUUCACUCCCAGAAUCCCUUCCACAGUAAAGCUACAUCAGCUCUCAAAACAGAGACAGACCCUGUUCUAUACAUACAAAUGAAACUGAAGAUUACGCACUUUACUGUUUUCAUAAAGCGUACCUUGUAAAAUAAAACAAGAUUAUUCUGUGA